AUGGUUAGUUUUGAUGUCGAUAAUUUAUACACAAAUGUUCCUGUUCAUGAAGCUAUAGAGAUUACUCUUGACAUGUUAUUUAAAAGGCCUACUCCACCUCCGAUACCUUUUACUCGUCCACAAUUAAAACGAUUAUUAGAAAUUGCUGUAUGUGGCAUUCCAUUCAGAUUUCUUGAUAAAAUAUAUAUACAAAUCGACGGAGUAGCAAUGGGAUCACCUUUAGGACCAAUAUUAGCUGAUUUAUUUAUGUCAAAUAUUGAGCAAAAACUAAAUAAAUUCUCAACAAAUAAACCAUUAGUAUGGAUUAGAUAUGUAGAUGAUAUAUUUUACAUUUUUAAAAAACAACAAAAUAUUAAUGAUUUCUUAAUGAGAAUUAAUAAGUGGCACCCGAAUAUAGAAUUUAUAAUUGAACGAAAAAUGUAA
Didymodactylos carnosus is the source of this 423-nucleotide messenger RNA. The record is from the annotation of a GenBank genome assembly. NCBI's taxonomy places the organism in Eukaryota, Metazoa, Rotifera, Eurotatoria, Philodinida, Philodinidae.